AUGGCGCAGUCGGCCGCGGUCUGGGGCCCGCUGCCGCCACGCCUUCCGGGCACGUCGGGCCCUCGUCCUCGCGCGGGCCGCGCCGCGCAUCGCAUCGCCAGUCGCGCCCCCCACGUCGCGAGCGCGGAUGCCGACGAGCUGCUCGCCGCGGGGCCGCAGGAUGCCCCGCCGGACUAUUCGAAGAUCGACGGAACGAUUGUCAGCCGCGCAGUGAUGGGACUGUUCAGGGCGAGGAUGGUGGAGACGCUCGGCGAGGACUCCGAGCUGGAGGGGUACGAUGCUAUCAUUGACCUGACCAGAAAACUCAAUGCAAAGUACCCUGAGCCACGUGAUACACAGCUGGCAACGGUCAAACUGCUUGGAAGGCUGUUUCCUUCCUGGCUGCCUGGAGCAUUUGCGGCCAUACUGUCAAAAAACAUUCCCAAAGCAUCAUGCCGGCUGAAUGCAUGGUUUACGGCUUUUUUCUGCCAAUGGCUGAUGGGCCCCAGCGAAGUGAACGAUGUGGACGUCGACGGAGGGCAGGUAGGAGUGAAGCAAGGUGUCAAGAUCGAACGGUGCCGGUACCUUGAGGAGACGGGGUGCGCUGCCAUUUGCAUAAACAGCUGCAAAAUACCUACACAGGAAUUCUUUGCCAAGAACAUGGGCCUUCCCCUGACAAUGACCCCCGACUACAACGACUUCAGCUGCCAGUUCAGCUAUGGGCUCACGCCCGGCCCUGAGUCCGAAGACGAGGCGCUCUCGACGCCAUGUUUCCAGCAGUGCCCAACGAAGCGACGGCACCUCAAGGCGUGCGACAGCAUCGUUCCGAACGCGACCGCCUCAGGGCCCAAGGCGCCAGCCUCAGUGGCGUCCUGA
Molecule: messenger RNA, 855 nt
Organism: Ostreobium quekettii
Lineage: Eukaryota; Viridiplantae; Chlorophyta; Ulvophyceae; Bryopsidales; Ostreobiaceae
Source: the annotation of a GenBank genome assembly